Hydractinia symbiolongicarpus is the source of this 1194-nucleotide messenger RNA. Its product is annotated as cingulin-like protein 1. The record is from RefSeq and is a predicted model, not a curated record. The transcript has a single exon. Bases 1 to 1194 code for a protein of 397 amino acids. NCBI's taxonomy places the organism in Eukaryota, Metazoa, Cnidaria, Hydrozoa, Anthoathecata, Hydractiniidae.
AUGGUUCCUAGAAAUCUCUUUCGCAGAAAGAUGGAAAAUGUCGAGACUGUAAACAAGAGUGGCGAGGAGAAAACGGUUUUACUCCGCAGCAACUCUUCUCCAUCAACACAGACGAUUUUAAAAGAUCCAGAAAGGACUGGGGAGAGUGACGGGCUCAUGAAAUCAACAUCACAGGUCGAUGAAAACUCAUUAACAAAUCAAAGCAAUCAAAAUUCGUAUAAAUUUAACACUUUGAAAGAAAGUAAACACAUUUUGGCUUCCUUCGAAAAUGAAGAUUUCGAAGCCAAAUUGUACCACGUCGAAAGAAGUUUUCUAUUCGAACAAAACAACAUUAUUGAAAAAUUCGAACGGGAAAAACGGGAGAUAAUGGAAGACUCCAAAGAGGAAAGGUUGCGCAUGAAAAGAGCUUAUGAAAACGAGAAAACAGAGUUAUUGAAAGAGAUAGAACGGCGCGACAAAAUGUUGGUUGAACUUUCAAAAGUUUUGAAAGAAGAAAGUGAAAAGAAAUUAAGUAAACAGCGAGAAGAAAUUUUAAACUCAUUCAAAGAUAAAAUAGAAUUGUUUACAUUGAUAGAAUCAAAAAUGAAGAUUUUUGUUGAUAAUUUACACAAAGUAAUGGAAAACAACGAAAUCGCUUCUCAAAACUGGCACGAAUAUAAUCAACUGCGCAAAGAAUUCGAUACAUUCUCGUCCAUAGAUUUACGAAACUAUGGAAACGUUUGCAGCUUGUUACUGGAUAAAACGGAAGAAAAUAACAGUCAAUGUACAUGUGGAAAGCAAACAGAGUCUACCACAUCUGGUACGUUUGACGAAACGUCGAUACAACAUGAGCUCGCCCAGGCGUAUCGAAAACAAAAAACUGAACUGCUGAAAUUAUUUAACUCCGAAAAGGAGGAAUACGAUAAAAAAUUAUCAGAAGAAAAACAUUGUUUUGAGAAGGAUGUGCGACUGGAGUAUGAGACAAGAAUGAGUGUUGAAAGGAAAGCUUGGCAAGAAACCAUUGAAGAUUACGAACGGGAAAUCUCCAUUUUGAAAUUUGAACGGCAACAAAUGGACCGCAAUUACUGUCUCGGAAUGGAUGAAUUGAAAACAGAAUUCGAACGAGAAAAACGCAUGUUACACAGAAGUUAUAGUGAAACACAUGCAGAAAUUAAAAAAUCUUUGGAGUUAAAAAGUAAAGCGUUAGAUCUGUAG